Debaryomyces hansenii CBS767 is the source of this 1086-nucleotide messenger RNA. RefSeq lists its product as uncharacterized. The transcript has a single exon. Gene Ontology annotation, biological process: barbed-end actin filament capping; actin filament depolymerization. The coding region runs from base 1 to 1086 and encodes 361 amino acids. NCBI's taxonomy places the organism in Eukaryota, Fungi, Ascomycota, Pichiomycetes, Serinales, Debaryomycetaceae. The record is from RefSeq and is a predicted model, not a curated record. Gene Ontology annotation, molecular function: actin filament binding; actin monomer binding. Gene Ontology annotation, cellular component: actin filament; cytoplasm.
AUGUCGACUCAAUCAGGUAUAGUGUCAUCAGAAGAACUCUUAGAUGCAUUCAAGAACUUCAAAAGUGGUGCGUUGGUAAUUAAAGUUUCAUCUGACAAUACACAGCUAAUUGUUGAUGAAGAAUUUCAAUCUACGGAGACAGAUACAUCAAAAAUUUUGAUAGAAUUGAACAAAUAUGUUUCGGGAAUAUACCCACAUCCAGUCUAUACUAUAUUUUCGCUUUCAUCACCUCUGAAUUCUAAUGCAGAUUAUGCUUUCAUUAGUUUUAUCCCUGAUGUUGCACCAAUUCGUGAAAAAAUGCUUUAUGCAUCCACUAAAAAUACGCUAUUAACUCAAUUGGGAUCGAACAAUUUUAGUAAAUCUCGCACAUUUGCUUGGACAGAGUUAGACGAACUUAGUUUUGAUAAUUUCAAACGCUCAUCUGAGGUGCAAGAGGAUGGUCCUUUAACCCAUGAAGAAAAGACAUUAAAAGAAGUCAAUUCGUUACAGGGUUUAUCAUUAGCUGAAUCAAGUGCUAGAAGAAACAAUGAUACUGCUUACAAGAAGAAGUUGGCAUCUAUGCAUGAAUCUUCUUCGUCAAAUGGAGGUGUAUUGAUGUUUAGCGUUGAUUCGAAGUUGGAAUCUGAAUUCAGGGCAUUGUCUCAAAAUCAUGAUAACGGGAAAUUAAUAAUAUUUGGUAUUAAUUUGGAAAACGAAGGCAUGGAAUUAAUUUCAGAGACUACAGGCGUUAAUUCGUCAUCUUUAGUGAGCAACUUAAAUUCUGCAAUUGAAACACGGUCUGUUCAUCCGCUUUUUGCGCUUUACAAUUAUUCCACUAAUAGAUUUGCAUUCAUAUAUUCAUGUCCUUCUGGUUCUAAGGUUAAGGAUAGAAUGGUUUAUGCCUCAAAUAAGCAAGGCUUAAUUAAUCACUUAAGGGGCAUUACCGAUUCUGAUGAAUUACUGAUUGACAAAAUUUUGGAGAUUGGAGAUUUAGAUGAAUUAGAAGUGAAGGAACUUGAAAGCUCGCAGAAUGAAGAUAAAGACAAGGCUUCUAAUACAAGAAAUGGCUUGAAAUUUACUAAGCCGAAGGGACCUCGUCGUAGGUAG